UUAUCACCCUCCACAGAGCACCCAAUCCCUCCCAUCGUGUUUCGUUUUUCUGAAAACAGAAUAGGGUUGGGGUGCGCACGAAAUUAGUUCGGAACAUUGGCCGCCGGUGACUUCCCUGGAAUUGCUUUCUCUCUCUCUCUCUCAACUUCGUCUGGAACUGGCCGUUCAUCCCACCAUCUCCAUAAGGCUGUCGGUGACUUCCCUGGAGCUGCUCUUUCUCUCUCUCUCUGCGAACUUCGUCUGGAACUGGUCGUUCAUCCCACCGAAACCAUAAGGCCGCCGGUGACUUCCCUGGAACUGCUCUCUCUCUCUCAUACACUUUUAUCAAUUUUCUAGGGCAUCGGAUCGUUUGAAGACCAGCUCAGGCGUAGGCUGCUUUGUCUGUGUCUCGCUCUUCGCUCAAAAGAUUGCAAGCGGCUAAUUCUUUAUAGAAGCUCUUCAAUUCAACUGUGGUGGUUUUCGUUUUUGAGAUGAGUGUAGUUUUCAGAAGGAAAGCAAAAGCUUCAAUCUUUUUUUCCCCUCGAAACAUAUCCACAGCAUUUUCAAUUGGGCUUGCUGCGGCUUCAUCAUCUAAGGAUUCCUCUGUUGUCUCCUUCAAUCCAUGGAUUCAGCAACUCAAAACGCCCCAAACUUCGAACCCCAGGGUUUCAACCCACUUGUUCUCAACCCAGUCCGGCAAAUUCCAAGAAUACGAAAUGCCCUCGGUUACUUGGGGAGUGAUUCAAGGCCGAAAGGAGAAGCUGGUAUCUCGUGUUAUCAUCUGCGAUUACUUGAAGAGUUUGGGAAUAAUUCCGGAUGAGUUAGAGCAUUUGGAGCUACCGUCAACGGUUGAAGUGAUGAAGGAGAGAGUUGAGUUCCUCCAGAAGAUUGGGCUAACCAUCGAUAGCAUCAACGAGUACCCGUUGAUGCUUGGGUGUAGUGUUCGGAAGAAUAUGAUUCCUGUUUUGGGUUAUUUGGAGAAGAUUGGUAUUCCCAGAUCGAAACUUGGAGAGUUUGUGAAGAAUUACCCUCAGGUUCUCCAUGCGAGUGUUGUGGUUGAGCUCGUCCCUGUUGUGAGGUUCCUUCGAGGUCUUGAUGUUGAGAAGCAGGAUAUCGGAUAUGUGUUGCAGAAGUACCCAGAGCUUCUGGGUUUUAAGCUUGAAGGCACUAUGAGUACUUCGGUGGCUUAUCUUGUGAGUAUUGGAGUCAGCCCCAGAGAUAUCGGGCCUAUGGUCACUCAGUACCCUUACUUCCUUGGAAUGAGAGUUGGCUUAACGAUCAAGCCUAUUGUUGAUUACUUGGUCUCUCUGGGUCUUCCCAAGAAGAUCUUAGCUCGGAUGUUUGAAAAAAGGGCUUAUAUUCUAGGAUAUGACCUCGAAGAAACGAUGAAGCCGAAUGUGGACUCUUUGAUCAGUUUUGGAGUUAGGAGGGAAGCUCUAGCUUCUGUUAUAGCACAGUUUCCCCAGAUACUUGGGCUCCCUUUGAAGGCUAAGUUGUCUUCUCAGCAGUAUUUCUUUAACUUGAAACUGAAGAUUGAUCCUGAAGGUUUUGCUCGCAUCAUUGAGAAGAUGCCCCAAAUUGUUAGUCUUAAUCAAAAUGUGACUUUGAAACCCAUUGAGUUCCUCCGUGGCCGUGGGAUACCACCUGAUGAUGUAGCAAAGAUGAUUGUGAAGUGUCCACAAUUGGUUGCUCUCCGUGUUGAGCUAAUGAAGAAUAGUUAUUACUUCUUCAAAAGUGAAAUGCAACGGUCAUUGAGAGAGCUCCUGGAGUUCCCAGAAUACUUCACUUACAGCUUGGAGUCAAGGAUUAAGCCCAGGUACCAGAGAUUAUCAAGCAAGGGGAUCAAGUGUAGUCUGGCCUGGUUCCUUAACUGCAGUGACCAGAGAUUUGAAGAGAGACUGCAGGCUGAUUAUAUUGAAACAGAAAGUAUGGGGCCAUCAUUUUGUAUAGGUGGUAAAUUAGAGCUGCCAGGGGGUGAUAUUGUAUCAGAUGAGGAUGAAGAUGAAAGUGAUGAUGAAAUAGUCUACAGACGCACUGUAUCUCUUUAGUAAUUUCUUUGAUGCAUCAAAUUUAAUUUAUAUACUAGAUGAUAACAUGAUUCUCUUUUUUAUUUUCUUGCGUAUUCUUCA
Messenger RNA from Macadamia integrifolia, 2108 nucleotides. RefSeq names its product transcription termination factor MTERF4, chloroplastic. The record is from RefSeq and is a predicted model, not a curated record. Gene Ontology annotation, biological process: regulation of DNA-templated transcription. Gene Ontology annotation, molecular function: double-stranded DNA binding. The coding region runs from base 471 to 2027 and encodes 518 amino acids. Lineage: Eukaryota; Viridiplantae; Streptophyta; Magnoliopsida; Proteales; Proteaceae. The transcript has 2 exons.